Molecule: messenger RNA, 416 nt
Organism: Prinia subflava (tawny-flanked prinia)
Lineage: Eukaryota; Metazoa; Chordata; Aves; Passeriformes; Cisticolidae
Gene: TOMM6
Product: translocase of outer mitochondrial membrane 6
Exons: 3
Coding region: 42-254 (70 amino acids)
Cellular component (GO): mitochondrial outer membrane translocase complex
Source: RefSeq, a predicted model, not a curated record
UGAGCGCGCUGACGUCACUGCGCGGGCGGGCGGGCGCAGCGAUGGCGGCGGCGGGAGCGGGAGCGGGAGCGGCGCCGGUGGCGGCCCCGCCGCGGGGCAUCCGCGCCUGGCUGCGGAGCGCCUUCCGCUUCGCCACCGACCGCAACGACUUCCGCAGGAACCUGCUGGUGAACCUGGGGCUGUUUGCUGCGGGGGUCUGGGUGGCCCGGAACCUGACGGACAUCGACCUGAUGGCCCCGCAGCCCGUGCCCUAGCACGGAAGGAGCCGGAGCUGCCGGGAGCAGAGCUCGCCCUCCCACCAGGACCGGAGCUGUGGAGCUGCCCUGAUCCCCCUGGAGCUGCCCUGAUCCCUCUGGAGCUGCCCUGAUCCCUCUGGAGCUCCUCUGAUCCCUCUGGAGCUCCUCUGAUCCCUCUGG